UUUGAACAGCAACUCUUGACAACAAACAUGCUCAGCUACAUCAUUCUUGCCACACUUAUUCCGGCCAUUUUGGCCAACACGAGUGGCGUUGCAAGCUGUUCAGGUAAUCCUACACAGCCAAUUCAGGUGUCGGUUUUGGGAUGCAGUCAAACACCAUGCAACAUCGUACUUGGCCAACGAACCGGAAUUGAGAUCAUCUUCAAAGCUGAUCGUGACAUUCCAAACUUCAAGCCGACAGCAACUGCCUACGUUUUUGGCAUGCCCCUGGAUCAUACUCUUCCCGAUGAUGUCGUCAAUGGCGCCUGCAAAAAUCUCUCCAAUGGGGAAUGUCCUAUCCCAAAGGAUACCACUGUUGCUUACAACUUCGAGUUACUCGUGAGCCCUUCUUAUCCACCCACGAGCAACAUCGACGUAGACAUCGCUCUGGUUGAUGACAGCAGCAAAACAAUUGUGUGCAGCCGCAUUCGCAUCAAUGCCGUCAAAGCAAUUCUCUAAAUCAUCGAGAGCUUUUUUAUGUUCAGCAUCAUCAUGCAUUACAAAUAAUGUAGUAUUCAGUGGGAGAUCAAAGUGAUAAUAAUAUGCAAAAUAAAUACU
This is a messenger RNA of Phlebotomus argentipes, 594 nucleotides long. RefSeq lists its product as uncharacterized. Gene Ontology annotation, molecular function: sterol binding. Gene Ontology annotation, biological process: sterol transport. Lineage: Eukaryota; Metazoa; Arthropoda; Insecta; Diptera; Psychodidae. The record is from RefSeq and is a predicted model, not a curated record. Bases 28 to 495 code for a protein of 155 amino acids. The transcript is spliced from 2 exons.